GUGUCGCCUCCGGGAUACAGACAGCCCCUUCCAGCUAACGCCCAGCCAGGCCCCCCACACCGCCGCCACCAUGCCGUUCGGUAACACCCACAACAAGCACAAGCUGAACUUCAAGCCGGAGGAGGAGUACCCGGACCUCAGCAAGCACAACAAUCACAUGGCCAAGGCGCUGACCCUUGAGCUGUACAAGAAGCUGCGGGACAAGGAGACGCCGUCCGGUUUCACUCUGGAUGAUGUCAUCCAGACAGGUGUGGACAACCCAGGUCACCCCUUCAUCAUGACCGUGGGCUGUGUGGCUGGUGAUGAGGAGUCCUACGUGGUUUUCAAGGAACUCUUUGACCCCAUCAUCCAGGACCGGCAUGGGGGCUACAAACCCACGGACAAGCACAAGACUGACCUCAACCAUGAGAACCUCAAGGGUGGAGACGAUCUGGACCCCCACUAUGUGCUCAGCAGCCGUGUCCGCACGGGCCGCAGCAUCAAGGGCUACGCACUGCCCCCCCACUGCUCCCGCGGCGAGCGCCGGGCCGUGGAGAAACUCUCUGUGGACGCCCUCAACAGCCUGACGGGCGAGUUCAAGGGGAAAUACUACCCUCUGAAGAGCAUGACAGAGCAGGAGCAGCAGCAGCUCAUCGACGACCACUUCCUCUUCGACAAGCCCGUGUCCCCGCUGCUGCUGGCUUCAGGCAUGGCCCGAGACUGGCCCGAUGCCCGUGGCAUCUGGCACAAUGACAACAAGAGCUUCCUGGUGUGGGUGAACGAGGAGGACCACCUCCGAGUCAUCUCCAUGGAGAAGGGGGGCAACAUGAAGGAGGUUUUCCGCCGCUUCUGCGUGGGGCUGCAGAAGAUUGAGGAGAUAUUCAAGAAAGCCGGCCACCCGUUCAUGUGGAACGAGCACCUGGGCUACGUGCUCACCUGCCCAUCUAACCUGGGCACGGGGCUGCGUGGAGGCGUGCAUGUCAAGUUGGCGCACCUGAGCAAGCACCCCAAGUUCGAGGAGAUCCUCACUCGCCUGCGCCUGCAGAAGCGAGGCACAGGUGGUGUGGACACGGCUGCCGUGGGCUCAGUGUUCGACGUGUCCAACGCCGACCGGCUGGGCUCGUCGGAGGUAGAACAGGUGCAGCUGGUGGUGGAUGGUGUGAAGCUCAUGGUGGAGAUGGAGAAGAAGCUGGAGAAGGGCCAGUCCAUCGACGACAUGAUCCCCGCUCAGAAGUAGGCGCACAGCCAGCCCGCCGCCGACUGCUGCAGCCCCAGCCCAAGGGAGGACCCAGCCCACCGGAGGCCCGCCCCUUCCUCCUGGAGCCCAGCCUAUAAACGUUUGGUCCACCUGGGGCUCUAUCCAUCCUUCUAGUUCCAGUUCCAACCAGAAUUCCAACCAAUGGGCUCCAUCCUCUGGGUUCUGGCCAAUGAAAAACCUCCCUUACGGUCUCCUCUUCUUUUCCCCAAGCUCCGCCCACCACCAGGAGCUCUGGCUAAUAGACCUCACCUGGAGCUGUUGCUUUUUCUCCACUCAAAGCAACAAAUAAAAGCAAUGGUGGCCUUA
Molecule: messenger RNA, 1543 nt
Organism: Dama dama (fallow deer)
Lineage: Eukaryota; Metazoa; Chordata; Mammalia; Artiodactyla; Cervidae
Gene: CKM
Product: creatine kinase, M-type
Exons: 8
Coding region: 71-1216 (381 amino acids)
Biological process (GO): phosphocreatine biosynthetic process
Molecular function (GO): creatine kinase activity
Source: RefSeq, a predicted model, not a curated record